CGUUGGACGAAACGUCACAGCCUGGAAGUCGACACUGGGAGCAACUCAUGCGGAAUACACUCGGCCGCAUGCUUCUUGUCGAAUGCAAGUGCUUUGCCGGUUCUUCAUGACUGCUCCCGGAAGACAAAAUGUUUGCAAGCUAGAAUUUGCGAUUACAAAAUUGCUUUAUCUACUUAGAACGACCCACUUUCACGAGUUGCUUCCUUUUGCUGUCACUGUCAGAUCUCUGGACAGAAAACUGUGAAGGGCGCCCCCUUGACUCUGACUCUGAGAAUCAAGGACGCUUUCUUUCCGGAAAAGAAUCUGGGAUAAAAUGGCACUAGCAAUCCACACUCCUGCUGUUCGCCCAGGCUCCUUGCGGUAUUCUACAGUUUCCCAGCGGCAGCACAUCGGAUUCCAUAGUGCUGUCAAGCUGAUUGCUGGAAGCAAUACAACUUUGAAGGCGCAGUUUGGAAAGAGGACUGCCAAUGGACCUGUAUCCAGAAGCUUCCAACCUCCGCAAAGCUCAAAGUCAGGUUCUCUCUGCUCCAGUGGGUUGUGCUGGAAUUAUCGUGAUUGGCCUCGCUCCAAGUGGGUUCCCUGUCUUUCGUCAAUGCAAGCAGGCAGCAGCAGGUUACGAGCUAGACAGAAGCGCCCAGUCCACACAGCUUUCGACCAUUCCAUUUCUCCACAUUCUUCAGCUCUAUACUCCAAUCAGUCUGCAUCAGCCAGAAACUUCUGCAAAUCCUGUGAGAAGAGGGGAAAGGGGCCCUUCGUUCCAUCUCAAGCCUACACUUGCAUAGGGUCAAACUCACAGGACACUUCUGUCAACCAACCAGUCUCCCCUACACGAUCAACGCCCUGCAGACUUCGUCUGUCUACAACCAGCCUAGUAGCACCUAGACGAAGGGGCUGUGAACCAGGUAUGGGGAGAAAAAGCAGCGGGCCAAGAAGGAGAAGUUUGCGCGCUGUGCGUGUGGAAGAUCUGAGCCCCGCGGCCCCACAGCCAGAAGAGGAGGAACCUGUGGAUGUGAAGGUUCCGGUGGGGUUUGUUGGAGAGACUUCGGACACUGUAUUUUCAGUCCGAAAGCUGCUGCCGGCUCCGAGCGUCCUUGUCACAGUGACGUUGCCCAAGCCUCUCGGAAUCGUUUUCGAGGAGUCGCGGAUUCGCAAGCGCGUUGUUGUGGCUGAUCUGAUCCCGGGGGGAAACGCAGAGCAGGCAGCGAGAGUCGUGCAAAUGUUUGGGACCGUCAGGACAUCAGGUCGAGACGGGGCCUCAGCGCGAACGGGGGCGGCGGUGCAAAAAGGGGACGUUCUUAGGGGAUUGACAACUACCCAAUGCAUCGUAGACCUGUUCGGGGUGCGAGCGCCCCGACGAGCGUCCGUCUACUUCGACACAAAGAACCGACGUUGGGGGGAGAUAAUGGGCGCCUUUGGGGCUGUCAAAGUGUCAGACGGGGAGAUCACGUUGGUCCUUGAACGCAAGCUGGAACGAGAUCAAGCACCACGGUAGCAUCGAUUAGGCAUGUUGGGCGAGGCUAGGGCGCCAGGCAACAACAUCGGCCAAUUUAAAGUUCGAUGAUAUACUAUGCAGAAGCGCUGCCAGUCCUACACUAGGGCUGAGGUAGGCUUCCUUGAUCAACAACGAUAGUGGUUCUCGAUUCCAGCAUGAGCCUGGCCUGUCAUGCAUGAUGUGCGA
Klebsormidium nitens is the source of this 1678-nucleotide messenger RNA. The record is from the annotation of a GenBank genome assembly. Lineage: Eukaryota; Viridiplantae; Streptophyta; Klebsormidiophyceae; Klebsormidiales; Klebsormidiaceae.